Messenger RNA from Pollicipes pollicipes, 2959 nucleotides. RefSeq lists its product as uncharacterized. Lineage: Eukaryota; Metazoa; Arthropoda; Thecostraca; Pollicipedomorpha; Pollicipedidae. The record is from RefSeq and is a predicted model, not a curated record. Gene Ontology annotation, cellular component: NuRD complex; nucleoplasm. Gene Ontology annotation, biological process: negative regulation of transcription by RNA polymerase II. The transcript has 7 exons. The coding region runs from base 58 to 2199 and encodes 713 amino acids. Gene Ontology annotation, molecular function: transcription corepressor activity; histone deacetylase binding; transcription coactivator activity.
GCGCUGCGUGCGCGCCGCCAGUGUGCGUUGUGCGGCGCGAGGUGUGGGCCGCGCGCCAUGUCGGCCGCAAAGCGCAAGGUGAAUCCGCUCACGCUCAAGGAAAAGAAGGCAGUGAUUCUGGAAGUGGAGAACAGCAACGGCAGGACCAAGUCGCAGAUCGCCGAGCAGUUUCGCAUUCCGAAGAGCACGCUGUCGACCAUUCUGAAGGAGAAGGAGCGCAUUUUGAACUUGAACGACGCCGACGACCUGGGCCCGCAGCGCAAACGGAUGCGCAUUCGCCGCGGCGUGCACCCACAACUGGAGGAGGCACUGUUCGCUUGGCUGCAGGAGCAAGCGGCGGCCAACCAGACCGUCUCCGGCCAGAAGAUGCUCGCACGCAGCCAGGAGCUGGCACAGCAGUUGGGCGUGGACGACUUCAAGAACAGCGUGGCCUGGCUGGAGGGCUUCAAGCGGCGCCACGGGCUGGCGGGGGCGCGGCCGGGUCCGGCCGACGGCUGGCGGCCGGAGCCGGCGCCGGACAGCACCGUGCCGCUCGGCCAGCUGUCGGCUCUGCUGGACGAGUACGGCGCCGCCGACGUGUUCGUGGUGGCUGAGAUGGGCGUGUUGUUCGAUCUGACGCCGGCCGAGGCGGGCGGCGAGGCGGUGAAGGCGUGCGCGGCCGGGGAGCUCGCCUCGCGUCGGCUCAGCGUGCUGGCUGCCGCCUCGGCCGACGGCUCGCAGAAGCUGCCGCUGCUGGUGGCCGGCGAGCGGCCGCUGCCAGGCGCCAGCCAGCCGGGCCGGCUCGCCUACCGCGCGGAGCCGCGCUCCUGGCUCCAGCCCGACCACUUCGCCAGCUGGCUGGAGCUGCGAGACGGCGAGCUGGGGGCGCAGGGCCGGCGCGCGCUCUUCCUCUGCGAGCUGCAGCCUCUGCACGCGACCGCCGGCGGCGGCGACGCGCGCGAGCGCGCCGCCUCGCCGGGCGAGAAGAGGCCGCGCUACGGCUCGCCCGCCGGCCGGCGGCGGCCCUCCUCGCAGGAGGCGCUCAAGGCUGUGCUUGUGCUGCAGCAGUACUUCCAGCUGCGCGAUGGCGACGACGAGCUGGACGAGGUGCUCAGCUUCGUCGCCUUCACCAAAGAGAAGAUUGUCAAGCUGCAGACGCAGGAGCACCGACAUGACAACGGAUCUCAGAAGGUGAAGAAGGAACCGAAGGUGGAGAAACCGGACCUGUUAGGCACCAUCAAGUUCGAGUCUCCGAUUCUGAACAUCGACCCGGACGUCGACCCCGAGGAGCUGCGAGACCCGUCGGAGGUCAAGCCGUCGACGCCAACCAAGCCUAGCCUGGAGCUGCUGGCGCCGAGGAAGGGCGGCAUCCGGGUGGGUGCGCAGUUCCAGGCGGAGGUGCCGGCGGCUCCGCUCGCUUCGCCCCCGGACACGAGCACCGACUCCAGCCGACUGGAGGAGGCGCGCUGGACGCCCGAUCACCAGCUCACUGAGCAGCAGAUCAACCAGUUCGUCAUGCUGGCCAGAGCCGUCGGGAUGUUCGCACGCGCCUGCGAUGCCGGCUCGGCCGCCAGUCAGCCGGGCAUCCACGUGGCGGCGGCCAACGCGUCACGUGACGUCACACGGGCGCACGCGCUGGACGUGCUCCACCGCCAUGACUACCGGCUGGGCGCGGCCCUGACGUCGCUGGUGCCGGCCGGCGGGCCGCUCCUCUGCCGGGACGAGCUGGAGGACUGGUCCGUCCACGAGACGGCCAUAUUCGAGGAGGCCGUCACUCGACACGGCAAACAGUUCGAUCUGGUCUGCCGCGACUAUCUGCCGUGGAAGACCAGCGCUCAGGUGAACGAGUACUACUACAUGUGGAAAACGACCGACCGCUACGUGCGCCGCCGGCGCGCCAAGCACCUGGCGCGCCGGCAGGCGGCCCAGGUGGCAGCACCGUCGCCGCGCGAGCCCGCCAGCCCGCCGGUGGCCGGCGACGCGGCACCACCGGCGAGCCCACCGCCGCCGCCCGGCCGGCCCGGCCCCGCCAGCGACGCGCUCACCUUGCUCAGCCCGAUGCUGAAUGCGCUCGGCACGUCGGUGAGCAUCGAGCCGGUGACGCCCGGGUCGCGCCGCUCGCCCGAGCAGCGCGGCAAGGCGGCUGCUGUCGAGAAGCUGUGUGGCGGCGUGCGGCUGAGUGGCGAGUGCAGCAUCACGCCGGUGCCCCUCAGCAGGUAGCCGCGCGGCGCGGCAGGUCAGCGGCCGACGCGGACGGCCGCGCUGGCCCCCGGACGGCCGUGCGCGCGGUCUGGGGGCCUGCUGGCUCGCGGUCUGGCCGUCGGUUGGGGGUUCUGUCCGCUCCCAGGCUGGCUGUCGGUCGAAUGGUCUGUCCACCCCCGGUCUGAUCGUCGGUCGGGUGGUCUGUCCGCUCCCGGUUUGGCCGUCGGUCGAGUGGUCUGUUUACCCCCGGUCUGGCCGUCGGUCGGGUGGUCUGUCCGUUCCCGCCUGGCCGUCGGUCGGAUGGUCUGUCCGUUCCCGGUUCGGCAUUCCGGUCGUCCGUCGACUAAUGGUCUGAGGGGCUAUUAACGAAGCCACCGGCACACGGCCCUGAGAUCUGUCGGCUCAAAGCUCGGUAUUUCGUCGGCUCACGAUCCGAUAGGCUGUACGCUAGCAGUCCGCUGUGUGGGCGUGUGCUGCUUCGGAAUGUGGUUCCAUGAACGUCCAGUGUUGCCAGGGCCUCCAGCCGACACAUAUGAAGACAGGCGAGCUCAGACAUGUAAUCAAGGACGCGUUCCGUCCGUUGGGGUUCAUACAGUGAGUUGUGAGGGUGGCGAAACAUGUGCAUAAUGACUGGCAGCGGACUUUGAGAGUUUGUGGCGCAGCGUCUCUUUCAAUGGGGCUCUCCAUACAACAAAAACUCGUAGACAUGUCUUGUAGCAGUGUUUCUUACCAUGGCUGAUUACGACCAAUAUUCUUUUGCAAUAAAUGAGAAACUUUU